GAAAAGACAACUUCGUUACGGUUCGAGAAAGGGGCGGGGCCUGCAACGUCGUACUGAACGAGGGGACGCAACGGAGGCAGGCCGGAGCUGCUGCCGUCGCCAUGACCCGCGGUAACCAGCGCGAGCUCGCCCGCCAGAAGAAUAUGAAAAAGCAGAGCGACUCGGUUAAGGGAAAGCGCCGAGAUGACGGGCUUUCUGCUGCCGCCCGCAAGCAGAGUGCCCCAUCAUCUCUACCCCCAGGGACUCGGAGAUCAUGCAGCAGAAGCAGAAAAAGGCAAACGAGAAGAAGGAGGAACCCAAGUAGCUUUGUGGCUUCGUGUCCAACCCUCUUGCCCUUCGCCUGUGUGCCUGGAGCCAGUCCCACCACGCUCGCGUUUUCUCCUGUAGUGCUCACAGGUCCCAGCACCGAUGGCAUUCCCUUUGCCCUGAGUCUGCAGCGAGUCCCUUUUGUGCUUCCUUCCCCUCAGGUAGCCUCUCUGCCCCUGGGCCACUCCUGGGGGUGAGGGGGUUACCCCUUCCCAGUGUUUUUUAUUCCUGUGGGGUCACCCCAAAGUAUUAAAAGUAGCUUUGUAA
Messenger RNA from Balaenoptera ricei (Rice's whale), 573 nucleotides. RefSeq names its product small EDRK-rich factor 2 (gene SERF2). Lineage: Eukaryota; Metazoa; Chordata; Mammalia; Artiodactyla; Balaenopteridae. The record is from RefSeq and is a predicted model, not a curated record. The coding region runs from base 102 to 503 and encodes 133 amino acids. The transcript has 3 exons.